Messenger RNA from Pelobates cultripes (western spadefoot toad), 22074 nucleotides. Lineage: Eukaryota; Metazoa; Chordata; Amphibia; Anura; Pelobatidae. The record is from the annotation of a GenBank genome assembly.
AUAAAACAGGACAGGAGAAGGUACUAGAAUGGGGGAAUUAAAAAUAUAUCUGUAUUCAAGCAUCCAGAAUAUGCAUAUACACACACAAAUAUCUACACAAACAUAUGCAUGUAUAUACAAAUACAACUACAAAUGUAAUUAUAUAUAUUUUUUUUAUUUUUUUAUGGAACAUGCAUAAAGAGCUUAAAAUGAACAGCAAGUGUUUGCUUGUCUAAACUCCCAACGCACUGUUCUUUGAAUUGUUGUUCAUAAAGCUUCAAUAAAAAAAAAAAACAGCUUUGCUCUUUUGUUCCGUUGUAGUGUAUCAAUAAAGUUACUUGAAGCUCCCCCGUGCUGAAUGAUCAUGGGGAAGAGCCGGGCUCGCAAGUUUAAGCCUCCUUCAUUCUCUCCCACUGUGGCAGCCAAGAAGCAGCCUGACAGGUCCGGCGAUACCGAAGACGCGAAGAAUGUGGAUGCCGAGGAGCUCCUGCAGAAUGUGAGCACACACACCUCAUGUUGGAGAGGAGAGACAGACAGUGGAUAGGAAGCAUGGCUGGGAGUCCAUGUAUGGGGGAGGUAGUAUCCCUUUAUAGCAAUGCUCUGCAAACUAUGGCUACCACGUGUUAUGGUCUGACUUUACCCAACACUCUCAGACAGCUCAGUGGCUGGCUGGGCAUUAAGGGAAAUGCAGUCCAUACCAGAGUGGCAAAGGAUAGCUAAUACUUUUCAUAAUGUGUUCUUAAAUAUUGAGAAAAGAAUACACACUAAAUGCAUAUAACAAUAAAUAAAAUAACAGUUAUAACAAUACUGGGACAUAAUUGGCGAGUUCUAUAGGUGUUAUUAUACAUGAGAUAAAAUGUCAUUUAUCCCACAAUAUACACAUCUUAUGUGAUUGGAUCAGUGUGUAAUUGUUGAAGUUAGAAGUAGUCUAUAGAAUGUAAGCUCGAUUGAGCAGGGUCCUUUUCAACCUAUUGUUCCCGUAAGUUUUUUGUAAUUGUCCUAUUUAUGGUUAAAUCCCCCCUCUCAAAAUAUUGUAAAGCGCUACGGAAUCUGUUGGCGCUAUAUAAAUGGCAAUAAUAAUAGUCUGUUAAGGCGGAUCUAUCAGUCACUGGGGUCUUUGCACAUUUCGUAAAGAUUUAAAACUGACAGGUCCAGUGGCUGCGGCAUGCCGGGGAGGUGAGUUUUAUUUAUCUCAGGCUGUCCCUCACAGUCGCUGCAUUUCUUAAGCGGCUGUUCUCUUCAGCUGCUGGAGAUUUAGUUGCAGUGAGCCAUGUCCGUGUGUCUGUGUUGUACUCUGACACAUGCUGAUUUCGUGAGAUACUCCAUAGACAGAGACUGAAACUUAUAGCAGGUGGGAUUUGACAAUAUUUGACAGCAGAGUUCCACCUUUUGUCAGCUUUUGUCUCCUCAGGCUUUACCAUAAGACAAUGGAGUCCCUGUUUUGUCUUCUGGUAUCUUUGGAAUUUUGUUGGAAUUCCAAAGACAUUCCAACACUGUCUUGAUGAGUAUUUCAUAAAGAUUAUAUAUUUGAUAUCCUCAAAAGUGACAGACCCGCGUUAAAGGGAUCCUAUAGUGCCAGAAAAACAAAGCCGUUUUCCUGGCACUAUAGGGUUAUUAGGUCCCCCUCCCGCGGGUUUAAAUUCCCUUCAGACUCUUACCUGAAUUGGUGCUGGGCCAGGCUCCUCCCCUGCUGACGUCAGCAUCAUGCGCAUGUGGGGCAAUGGCUGCGAGCGCAUUAGACCUCCCCAUAGGAAAGCAUUAUACAAUGCUUUCCUACAAGGAAAAUCUGACACUGGAGGUCCGUGAGGAUGUCCAAUGGCAGAUAACGGACCAAAAGUCUGUUUGAAUUCCAGAGGCGCUCCCAGUGGCUGUCUGGUAGACAGCAACAGAGGGAAGACUUAGAGCUGCAAUGUAAACAUUGCAGGUCUCUGGAACUGCAAUGUUUAACAUUGCAACACUAAGUGCAAAAGGGUCACAGCACCCAGACUACUUCAAUUAGCUGAAGGGGUCUGGGUGCCUACAGUGUACCUUUAAGGUCAUGUAGGUUUAGAGUGUUCAUUUUGGGUAGUGCUAGGGCAGCAUUGAGAUCUAUGUAAGAUUAGUGGUAGUCAGUAUGACCUGAUCUGUACUGAUUAUGGCUUCUGAACUGCAUGGAGGUAGACCGUGCAUUAUUUCCCCACUGUAGAGGAAAAUUGCAAUACGCUAGGUGGUCGCUCAAUUUUGUGCAGCUUGAGUGAUGUCUAGUUUCAGUGCAGUUACCGGUAUUCUCAGUCAGUUAAUAAUUGCACAAAUGCAUAAUUAAAGGAAUACUUUAAUGUUAUAAACACAAAUAUGUAUUAUUAGAUCCCCAAGCCCUUUCGAACGUAAAAAAAGUUACAUUUAUCUUUCCUCUAGCAGUAUGUCAGUCUUGCUGUGACCGCUGCUCCUUUUUUGUGUGAGAUCAUGCAGAACACUGACAGAUGAAAUGUUCUCACUAUUCCACAUGCACUACAAUUGCUGCUCUGCGCCAAUAGAAUUAUUCUGAUAGAAAAGCAUUACAUUGUUUUUCUAAAGGAAAACUUAAAAUUGUCCGGCAUCGUCGUGACACAAAACUUAAAUUUUUCUAGUCUUUACUAGGAAGUGCCUCAAGUGGCAGUUUGAUGGACACCCACUAGAGGCACACUGAUGCCAAACCAUACAUUUGUCACAGUGCAGGGGCACCCUCUAGCACCAAGACCACUACACUUAACUGUAGUGGUCUUGGUGCUUAAAAUGACCCUUUUAAAGGUAACAUGGUGUUUUAUUCUUUUAAUAUCCAAAUUAUAUAUUUUCUUUUAAUUAAAGCAAAUGUGUAGAGUUACAGAUAAAGGUAAAAUAUUUUUAUUUAUGAAGCAAAUUAAAAGUGGCAAUGUUUAAGGCAAAAAUCUCCAAUAUUCAUAGCUUAGAUAUUUUAGCUUUAAUUCUUGCAAUUUUGAUUUUAAUUAGUUAUAGUUUGCUGUAUAGUGAAUACACCCCACAGUAUUUCAUCUUUAUCCAAUUCCAGCUGAACUGCAGAGAGUAGCUGCACAGACAUUUCAUGUAUAUUUACACCUUGCUUUACAAAACUCUCCAAAAUGCUAAAAUCAUCUGUAUUCUUUCCCAGCUCCAAAGUCCUUCUGCAGAAGUAAGGGAGUUUGCAUGUGCCAGCAUCUCUACCCUUGUCCAACAGAAACAGGUUAUCCCUUCCUUUCUUCAGAGAGAUGCAGUCCGAUGCCUUGGUCCAUUGCUGCUUGAUAAAUGCUUGUCUGUCCGCGAGACUGCUGCUGGUGCCUUACGGUAAAAGACAAAAACAGCUAUAAGCUGGUGGUGUGUGCUUCCUGUGCUAAUGCAUUCAGUUGAUUUUUUUUUUUUUUUAGGAAUCUGAGCACUUGUGGAGGGUAUGAUGUAUGUGAUGACAUGGUAACAAGGGACAUCAUGACUCCAUUGGUGGCUUUGCUAAAAGAGGUAUGCUAUAUUCUUCUGCAAAAUAAUUGCUCUUAGCACCUUCCAAAAUUUGUGUGUUAUGUGUUAUUGAACGUUUAAAGUGUAAGCAUUAAAAGAUGUCCAUGCACACUAUUGCACAAUCAUACAUCACCAAUAGUGUAGUCUUAUUUGUGUGUCUAUAUAUAAAUUUUCAGGUUUCUGUUCUGUGCUAUCUAGCUUUUGUAAGGAAAUUAACUGUGUGAAGGGGUAAAAGGGGAAGGACAUAGAGGGACGCUAGUGUAGUCCCACAUUCUCACUGCUGUAUGGCUCCUUCGUGGAUGCCCUACAUCUACUGUGUAAGUGAAGCAAAGCAUUUUUGGGGUAAAAUUGUCCAAAUGUAGUUUUGGUAUCUGAAGCAAAUGUUUAGGCAAUUGUGUGGUGUUUUUUUUGUUUUUGUUUUUUAAACCCUUUUCUGGGUGAGGAAAAUUGGAUAGACUGAAAUUGAUGCACAUUCACUGCACACAUAAUGUGUGGGAGAUUUGGAAAUUAUAGUAGUAGGUCCUAAUAUACCUAAAACAAUGACUUCACAUGCCUGCUUGCACUUUCCAUAGUGUGUUAGCAAAGUAAAAGUCAGAUUGGUGAGGCAUUUACCGUUAGGACAGAGUUGUAGGGUGACUUGGCCUUUGUUGGGUUUAGUGUUAAAGGUCCAAUACCCUUGAUCUGUAUUAAAGCAAUUGAUUUAACCCAUCAAUGGGAUUUGAUUAUAAUCUGGCUUGCUUUAUAUGGUUGUGGUAGAUAUGCAUAGCAAAUGGGCUGCUUUUAGCAGCAAAUCAUACAGCAUUGUUUGAAUGUUAGUGCACACAAACUGAGAUACCAACAUUUGACUACUGUUCUGUGUUUAUGAAUAAAAUAAAGAUAUGUUUUUAAACUCUUUUAUUUUUAUUAUGAUUUUAUAAACAGUGCACUACAGGCUUAGAUGCAAAUAUGGAGCCUACAAUAAAAACCAAAGACCUGUCAAAGAAAUGUGUGGAAGACAUUGCAAUCCAGGCUAUUAAUGUACUUUGGAAUGUUUGGUAAGAAUUUAUAUAUUUUUUGUUGUUUCCCCUCAACCCUUUUAAAAUAAACCUGCUUUUUCGUUCAAACAGCAGAAAAUUUGUACAUAUGUUUUUAAAAUUCUGCAGAUGUCUUUAUAUUUUUAACUUAUUUUUGAAUCACUGUGAGCACUGUAAGCUUAUUUUGUUUAAUUUGACAAACCAACAAAGUAGGGCUUUAAAGUUCUGUGAGAGCGUUGAUGUAGCAGGAAUGGGGUGUGACUGGUCCUAAGCUCUGUAUCCAGAGCUGCCCUCUUAUAUCAAAUGCCCAUUCUUCCUUGGUCUUGCCGUCUACUCGUGCAUCCUCCAUGCCUCCUCCCAAAACACACAUUCAGCCAGAAUAAUAGCUUUAUGCUAACAGGUUGUCAGACUCUGUAGUAAGUCCUCACUGUCUCCAGAAAGCAACCCUAAACUUCGUCAAUGGAAUAUCUGAAAGAACCAGGCUUAAACUGCUGUUUCUAAAGAAUCUUUUGUCAAAUUCUUUAUUUUAAACUGGGACUAGUAUUUUACGACUCUACAUUCCAUUUGUGGUUCGAAAUGUAAGUAGUGCUAGGUGUGCAAAACUGAUUUAUCAACCCAUGACAUUAUGCCUGUGGCAUAUCAAUAUACAGUAUGCAAACUGUUCAACUUGAACAUCUAGGCACAACACUGCAGCAAGGUACCCUUCAACCAACAGAUGGCGCUGCACCAAAUGAAAUCAAUGUUAUAGGUUACACGUGUGCUGACUGAGUCCAUAGAAGUGCCCAUAAUCUGUACCCAGGUGGCUAGCGCUCAAUCCCUUAAACUAGCAUCUAGUCUUUUUACAACAUUUCUGAGAUGAUCAGAAAGUGGGUUACGUGUUCUUUGUAGCAUAAAAGGAACAGCAACAGGAGCAUCUAUUAUGAAAGGGGAGCUUCUGUUAUAUAAGGGAAUUAACAACUCAUGUCUAUGACUUGGUAGGACUUGAAGGUCCUGCUCCUUGAGACUAGAGCUUGCAAAUAACAAUGCUAUUCCUGUCUCUUUGGUGUUUGGUGCUGAGCAUGGAUAUCCAUGCAUAGCACCAGUCAUUACAAAAGCAGAGACAGUCUUUACAUUUUCCUGCAUCUGAUAUUGUUUGCCUAUAAAUUAGGGAUCGACAAUUAUCGAUCUGGCCGAUUAUUGGGUAUUUUCGGCAAUAUCGGUAUCUGCCAAUAAAUAUACCAAUAUUGCCGAUAAUGCAUACCAGGUCCGCCGGGUCCAUUACAAGCCUGGCGGUCCUGGGAGGCCCAGCACAUUCCCUGAGUCCGUCAACAGAAUUAAUAAAAUAAUAAUAGGCCACAUCCUGAUAGCCACCACUUCGUGCUUACCUAGGUACUGGAAAAUUAAACAUACUCCUUUGAUUAAAGAAGUGCUAAAGCUGGUCAUAGACAAUAAGUCACAAGAACUGUCACACAGAAACCACUCACACAUCUUUGCUACACUAAAAUACCAUUGGGAUUUAUGGGAAGUUGAAAUUAAACGAGUUUAAAUGCCUUGUACAUUAUUUUAUCGAUUUGUAACAUUGGAUGGACCUCCCCUUUCCUCCUUCCAAGUUUCUCCUUCUUUUCCCCUCCUUUAUUACACUGUUCUUAUAAUUUGUUGUAAAAUUUGCAAAACUUGCAAUAAAAACUAUUUGAAAAUAAAUGAUUUAAUUUUUCAAAAUGGUAAAUGUACAGAAUAUCGGUAAGUUAUCAGCCUGAAAGUUCAGAGUAUCGGCUCUAAAAGAUCAAUAUCGGUCGAUCCCUACUAUAAAUCUACCCAUGGCUUCCCAGCUGCUAGUUUAAAUCGAAUUCUUAUAAAAUAUUGACUGCUAGAGUAUGUUUCGAAAUGUAGAACAUCAUCAUCUGGUGGGAUAACUGUUGCACAACCCUGUUACAUAUUAUACACGUACACUAUUGAAUGCUGCUUUGGAGUACAGCAACAUUCCUUAUAUUGUGUAUCUGAAAUUAAAUCAAAUAUGAGCUCAUUUUAAGCUGUGUGGUUGAAUACUUCGAUUACCUUUUUUCUUUCUGAUUGUCUGUGUAGUGAAAGCAGCAGUACAGCGUUAACAAUUUUCAACAAAGAAAACUGCCUUGAAAUUGUUCUUCAGUGUCUGAGCAAGUUCCCAAAUAACAUGGAGUUGGCUAUUUCAGCAGGUGAGCAUUAUGUUGAAGUAUUAUACUAUGGAAGUAUAGAAAUGAGAUGCUGCACAAUGUACACACAGACAGACAGACCUAGCCUCCCCCCAAAUGCUAUGUUUUCUUAUGUGCUCUUCCACCACACACAAGGUUGUGAACAGCAGGGGGGAACAGGAGGAAUGGUGUGUGUGUGUGUGUGUGUGUGUGUGUGUCACAUUUUAACCUCUUUGAUGAUAGCAAUCCAUCCAGGCCCUGACACAGCAAAGCAUCCCCAAACCAUGAUGCCCCCACCACCAUACUUCAAAGUUGGGAUGAGGUUUUGAUGUUGGUGUGCUGUGCCUUUUUUUUCACAUACUUUUUCUUGCAACUGUAUAACACAUAAAGUAGUAUAUUUUUUCAUAAUUAAGAUGAGUUGUUUUUUUUUUUUUUGUUAUCCAGUGACUGAAAGGGAAGAUAAGGAGAGGCAAGACUAUUAUAUAGCCUUUUAACCCCUUAAGGACCAAACAUCUGGAAUAAAAGGGAAUCAUGUCAUGUGUCCUUAAGUGGUUAAAAAAAAAAAAUUGAAAAGCCAUUUUUUUUUUUUUAAAACCGUUUAAGACGUGUCUAUGAAGUUAAAUAUUUCUAUGUGUCUGCCUAUGCAAUAGUGCAUUUAACGGUUUCUUAUUUUCCUGCAUUAUGAUGUAUUUAUAUUUUGGUCUCCAUUGUUUUUGUUUGUUUUUAUCACAGCAUAUUGUUUGCAAACGGUCACAGAAGACAAUCCUGAGCUGCUGGCCUCUUUUGAUGCCAACUCUCUGAAGACACUGGAGUCUGUGCUGUUAUCUCCAGCUGGCAACAUGGAAAUGAGACACCUUCAGACAUUAGUUGCUGGUAAAUGGAAAUCUUUAUCAAUAUUGUGGCUACAACCUCAGCCAGUCAAAUGUGUAUUAGCACAUCUCUGUAAUUUUUCUGUGAAAGUUGUUUGUUUUUGGUUUUUUAGACACCAAAGAGGUUAACAUACAGAAGAAUUUCUGUAAAUGACUUGAACUUGCUUUUCUGUUCUUAUCAGAUUGUGAUUAUUGCACUAUAGUGCCAGGAAUACAAAUCUGUAUUCCUGGUACAGUGCCUCCCCCCCUUCCUUGCGCCUCCACCUCCCUGGUUAAUAAAGGGUUAAAUAAACCUUUAUUCACUUACCUAAUCUCAAUGCUGAUGUCACUCGGCGUUGGGCUGACGCUCCGCCCCCUCCGACAGCCUGUGACGAGCGGACUCUAAUGCACGCACAUUAGACCUCCCCAUAGGAAAGCAUUGAAUCAAUGCUUUUCCAUGGGGAACAAUCUGACACUGGGUGUCCUCAUGCUCUCUUCCUCAAGAUACUGGACGUAAGGUCCGUUUGAAACCAGGAAGCCCUCUAGUGGCUCUCUGGUAGACAGCAACUGAGGGUAGACUUACUGCUGCAGUGUAAACAUUGCAUUUUCUCUAUACUAUACCUCAGAUAUACCUUAUAUCUGAAUUAUAGAAAUAGUCUUGAUAGCUAUUGCUACCUCCUGUGCACAUAACUUUUUAAUGUGCCCAGCCCGAGGAACAAAUAAGGGAAUAAUGGUAGCACACCAACAAUACCUCACAUAAAAUGCUUCACAUAUUCAAUGACAUAUACAUAAAAGAAGAAAUAGAAAACAGAAAUAUGGUGUAAUAUUGGUAAGAACUCAUGAUAUUUACUAAAAAUCCAUAUAUUACACUCGCACAAUAUUACACAGACUCAAAGGUAUGUGCAAACACAAUAUGCCACAAAUGGCUACUAGUAAAAUUCACGACUCAGUCCACCAUUCUUUAAACCAGCUAGAUAGAGGGGUUCUCCACACAACAAAGUCUAUCCUGGCAGAUGUCUGACAUCAGUCAGACCAUCAGCGAAUAAGAAAUGAAAUUGCCAAGUUAUGUGUCUCAUUUAUCACAAAACUCUCCAGGAGCACUGCAUAAAAUGUCCAUUAUUGGCCCUGAGCCCACGUAAGUAAUUAAGAACAAAGUCAAAUCUCUCAUUGCAAAAUUUGGGACAAUGCAUAUUUUUAAAAUUCUACAUCACUGUGUGUGGAUAUUGCAUUGGAUUCAGGUUUGGGGUGAACGCUACUUGUAUGGGGUUGAUACAACAUGGUGUAGGGUUUUAGAAUACUCUGAAUUGACGUAACGAUUUGGUGUUCUAAUCUAACUUCUAGAACAUUGUAGGGUUGGAAAUAGGGUGGCUUUUAAGAUGGUUUCAAUUCAGUAUAUGUGGAAGGGCAUAUCAUGUAUCUUUGAGAGGAAGUCCCUAGUCUGUUGUGUUUUGUUUUUUUUUGUUUUUUUUUUUACCAACCAGCAACACCUACUCCAAACAAGUAAUGUUACCUAGUUAAUCAUUUUAUUGCUGGCUAGUUCAUAUCUGUGUAUUGAAUAAAUGUAUUCAUUUCUAUGGUGGUUUUUGUGAUAAUUAUGGACUUUAUUUAAUAGGUACUUCCUACUAUUCUACUUUAAGUCAAACAAUUCAAAUUUGCAUAUGGUAAAUAUGCUUGUUCUAAUUUCCAAGGUGCUGUUUGGAAUCUGAAAGAGAAGAUUCCUUCCUCCAGUCAGGCUGACUCCAUAAAUGCAAUUUUAAGGAUUCUCGCUGAAGUCCUGUCCGUGGAUUCAGGUGUAUUCAUAGCAGAGAUGAAAGAGACAGAAACCCAACAUUUAAGUGCAUUUGCAGCAGAGGCCGAAACCGAGGAAGCAGCCGCAAUCCUUGAAGAGGCCACACUGAAUGAGGAAAAUGGGAUGAUAGAUGGUGCAAUUAAAGAAAAGAAACCAAAUGACAUUUCUGACUUCAUUCCAGUGAGUAAAUCAAUAUGACACUCUUACCAUUUUGGCAGUUAUUAUUUUGUGUCUUUCUGAGGUUAGAUCUUUCCUAUAAUGUACUUUUUAGCGAUCUUGGCUUUAGUUUCUUCUUCUUAAAAAGAUCUUUUUUAAAGUCUCUCCACUAACCCCAUCCAUGAUACAAAGGUGUCAAGAAAAUAUUAAACAGAAGGUUAGACCAUGUCAAACAAACGUAAUUAUUUUUUUUCCAUGGGAAAUUGUAUAAAUCAGGGUUAUCUAAUGGAUGCAAUCUACUUGUAGUAUGCCGAAACAUUUUAUACGGUUCCAUACAGAAAGCUUGCUGUUACUGUGAGAUAGGUUUAUUGGAAUGGUUGGACACAGGUGGUUGGUUGAAUAGAGAAUGGAAUAUUAAAAUGUCCAUUUUAGUUAUGGAUUAAAAAAGAGAGAAUCUCUUUUACUGGUUAGUUGGCCAUUGGUAAAUGUAAUCCAUUAUCCUGGGCCCUGCAGAAACAUGCUUGACACCUUGUGGUUUAUGUCUCAGGUCAACUUCUCUUAAAUCUGGUUAUAAUUUUUUGACAUAACACAGGGGCAAUAAUCAUAAGGCAGAAGAGACCUGGUAAUGGAAAUUGCUGUGGCUGUUAGGAAUAAAAUUGUGCAUUGACUGAUAACUACACUUUCUAAAAUCUAUAGCUAGUGAGAGGAAGAAAAUAGCAUUAAAAAAAAAAAGCGCUUUCAUAAGAAUGCAAGGAAACUUACGUAGCCUCCGAAGUGACCUGCUUUAAAAGUCAUAAUGAUUUUGUAAUGGCUUCUGAUGUUGAUGAGAACCUGUGUCACUCUGACCUUUCUCCAUGAUAAGAUAUCUGGGUAUAACUCAUCGGCAGUCAACUCCAGAGUGCAAUCAGUUCACCAUUCAGUAAAAAGUGAGUUGGUUAGGUUUAAAUGUGAGUGGUGUUUUGUACCUCACAGCAGACACUGUUCUAUUAUUAUUUUUAUUUAUUUAUUUUUGGUAAUAGACUAACACCCCUCAUGGCAAUUCCAUGGACUUGCAAGGGGAGAGAGAGAGUAUAAAUCCCACCCAAAAGGGCCCUACAAAUCAUAGGAGAAAGAAUAGAAGGAUAGAAGUCUCCUAUGACAAUAUGACAGUUCACUUAUUGUCUCACAUGUUUCAGCAUUGUGCUUCAUUCUCUUAUUAUUCCAAUGUGGCUGAUUAGGUGCCUAACAAAUGUUGUAGCUUCCCACCCAUAAAAAUCUUAUUGCCAUGAAUGUGUAGAACAACAUUUUCCUUAACCACCUUAGCUCUAUUCCUCAAUGUGCGAUCCAUUGGUCCUCUGACUUAAAAACCACCAUGUCUGCUUUAAACAACUGAUGUAAGUCCUUUAUAAUGUCAACUUUAGUAGAUGUUGUUUCCUGUUUGAUUUCUAAAGGUAAGUUCAGAGAACUUUCCCAUUUAACUGCCUCUUAAAACAAGAGUCCUUUUGUACCAAAGCCGCUGCCAUUGUGGGAUUAGGAGUCCACAUGAUAUUACUAUUCUCUCCGGUCCCUUCAAAAAGAUUCAUACUUUAGUUUUUCAUCUUUCCCCCCACACCAUCCACAAAGUAUUGUAACAAUUGUGCUGGUUCUGCGAGCCAGAAAAAUUGCAUAAAUCUAAAAGUGGCUGUGCUGCUAGUGGUUAUGGUGUGUGUAUUAUUCCUUUUAUCUCUUGAAAGGGGCAUAGAUGUCAUGACUAUUCUCAUGCUGAUUAUUUAGGCUGUUACAUGUUUCCUGUCUCUUUGUUCAGCAUCUGGCAUUAUGACAAAGUAUAAUUUUGAAUUUAAGUAAAAAUAGCUGACAUGGAGCAAUUGUCUAUGCUUUCCGUGUGGCUUCUCUGGCCUUGAAUUUGAAAUUCACUUUGAUUUUGCAAUUUGGUGAAUAGCCCUGUAGGUGUUUUGUCUAAACUCUUUGCAUUUUUGGGAUGUUAAUGUUAGACUGUUUUGUCCAUUGAAUAACAUGUUUAAUCUUUGUUUGUUUAUUUAUUUUUUAUAUUGUAUCUGCUCUUUUUUAUUUUUUUAUUUUUUUUAAAUUAGCCUGCAAAUGAAGAGGUGAGGCAAGUUUCAGCUUUACUGGUGGCACAAAGAACUGCACUAGAGAUGAUAGUCAACAUGUGCUGCAGUGAAGGUUUGUGUGUUUUGUUUUGUGUGUGUGAAUAGAUGUAAUUUGCACUUUUAUAAUCUAUUAUACAUAUGUUAGCCAUGUUUUCAUGGACAAUUCAUGUAACAGGACAAAAAUGUUUGCCCUUUAGAUCCUUCAGAUGAUGAAUGGGAAGCAAUGUCAAGCAGUGAUGAGAGUGAGAUGUGCAUUGAGAAUUCUGUGACCAACAGUGGAGGCCAGUUACUAACACCAUUGUGCUUGUCCGAUGAAGUUCAUUCUGCUCUUCUGAACCACACUAUUCCAAAGAAGGUAAAGUGAUCUUUUUAUACUACCGAGUAGCAUCAUUAUAUCAUUCAGGAAGUUUGUCCACAAGGGCCGGAUCCUUCUAAAUUUGCUACAUUAUUUAUAAAUCAUAAUGUGACAGAGCUUGCAUAACAUCGUCUGAAAUACAUAGAUAACUCUGUAUUAAGCACUUAAAUUUUUGUUUUGUGUUGGUUAAUUCUUUAAAAAAAGAGAAAAUAAAUUCACACAUAUAUUUUGUUCAUUUAAUUUAUUUUCAGGUUUUUGAAAAGACUGCUUUUCCCAGUAGCUCCGCUGUCGAGAUCUGCAAACAGGCUUCAGCAUGGAAACCGUUAAUUGCAAAGUAACACAUUUUGAUUUAUUUGUUUUGAGAACAUACCUUUUUUGUAGUGUGCCUAUUAAGUGUCCUUUUCUAAAAUUGUGGUUUUUGUUUUUUAAAUUUUAAACGCACAAAAGAAAAACACUAGCUAUGGUUUUCUGUUGCCUUUCUGCUGGCAUAUAAUAAGGCGUCAUCCAUCAAAUGCGGCAGUGUUAUGUCUUUGGCAAUGUCCUGCUUGGAAACGUUGGGUCCAGGUAUAGAGCAGUUAAAUCAUUAGGAUUUCUGUUAUCUGUGCAUGCUUUUUUUUCUUUUACACUCUAAGGAACAUGGCAACUACAGCUCCAUCAAGCGUUUAUGUUACCAAGAGUCUAUGGGUACCUCCGUUAUUUUUGUCAAACUGUCUGUAAGUGGUUUGUCAAAAAUGGGGUCUCCUUGAAAUUCAGAGACCACUCGGUCUCCAGGCUACCUGAGUGACAUGGAAUUUACACUAACUUACUGUAAAUCUCAUGUUCGUCUGAGCGAGUGUUGGAGGUGAAUUGAUGUUGAUAAUGCAGAAGUAUAAAUUCCACCCCCUUACGACUGGGAAAGGGGCUGUCUCAAAAUUCUCCUUUUUCCAAAUGCCUUAACAAAAACAAACAGAGGAUUCUGGCAUGGUUUUUGGCCAGGAAGUUUCUGUGUACAUGAUAUGAGGUCCUGUCAUUGUUUUGAUUCUUUAGGCUGUGCUGGUUGAUCAGGUAUUCUAUUUGGUUGUGUUUGCAGGAUGUACACUGUGCAGCUCCGAGCACUGACCUGCCUGCACAAUAUCCUGUCUAUGCUCGACAUAGAAGACUUGGGAGGGGCCCCUGCAUUACAAGAGCUGGCUCUGCACCUCUCUGGGGUAGUCUUCACUCAAUCAGGUGGGUAACAUUCACACACGUUUAAAGAUUUUUAAGGCAUAAUAAAACUAACCUGGCAAAAUUCUCCAAAGUCAUUUUUGCUUUCAGUUUUUAUAAUGUCUGGCAUUAAAUUUCAAAUUCACUUUGAAUUCUUAGUUUAGUAAAUAAUCCGGCUUUUGUAAAUUUACCUUUUAGACUGUUGUUCUUCUACCUUUUUCAUUAAUAAUUGGUGUUGAAUAUUCCUUAUACCUCAGCUAACUAAUGGUUUAAAGGACCACUCUAGGCACCCAGACCACUUCAGCUUAAUGAAGUGGUCGGGGUGCCUGGUCCCUCUAGGAUUAACCCUUUUUUUAAUAAACCUAGCAGUUUGAGAGAAACUGCUAUGUUUAUAAAUGGGUUAAUCCAGCCCUCAAAUCCUCUAGUGGCUGUCUCAUUGACAGCCACUAGAGGCGCUUGCGUGAUUUUCACUGUGAAAAUCAGUGAGAGCACGCAAGCGUCCAUAGGAAAGCAUUGUAAAUGCUUUCCUAUGAGACCGGCUGAAUGCGCGCGCAGCUAGCCGACGAGGAGGAGGAACAGAGGCGGAGAGCUCCCCGCCCGACGCUGGAGAAAGGUAAGAUUUUAACCCCUUUCCUUUCCCCAGAGCCCGGCGGGAGGGGGACGCUGAGGGUGGGGGCACCCUCAGGGCACUAUAGUGCCAGGAAAACUAGUAUGUUUUCCUGGCACUAUAGUGGUCCUUUAAAAACUAAUGAUGAUAUGGCUAGUGAGUGGCAUAUCAUUGACUAUGUAUUAUUAGUGUAACAGUUCCCAAUAGAAACAACACAAUGUUGCAUAAGAUUUCCUUAUUUCAUAAGCUUUUAAAAGAGGAAAAUGUAACCAUUUUUGUUUGACCUAUCCCAUAGCUUCCCUGUUUUUAACGCCAAUGACGUCCCCAGAUAUGUGAUAUUUUGAUUGAAUGUUUUAAUAAACAGGGUAAUUUGCUUCAGCUGACUUUUGUGGUGUAUGUGUUGUGGUGCAAGAUCUGCAGAACCAAAGCCCCCUAAGUGAUUGCUUUGAUGGAAAAUUGGCUUCUUUCUGAACAGGAUGUUUGAGAAUGAGUGGGGAUCUUCAAUAAAGCACUGUAGGGAGGUUAAUUUGAAUAUAGCGAAAAUGUUCCAUCUGUUUUCACAUUUACUAAAAAGAAAGACUUAAUUGCAAGUUUUUGCGUUUGAGAGAAGAGUCUCCCAAUUAAUGAUCAUUGUCCCAGAUGAAUUGCUCUGAACAUGUUGUUUUCUUUUAAAUUUUUCCUUAGAUAUUCCAAAAAAGGAUGAUUUUUUGGAAGCAGCAAGUAGUGCUGUACGUGCCUUACUUCAGACUAUGGCAUCCAAAGGAAUACCACAGGUAUGUGUCUAAAUCAAGCCCUGGUUAUCCUUAAAUGUGCCACUAAACUUUUAAACUCAUUUGUGAAAAAAAAACGUAAAAAACAAGUUUAUUUUGUUUGCAUGCAUAAUGACUGUUCGCUUGGAGAUCUCUUGUGGGAAUCUUAGAUAUAAAAUGUGAUGUGGCGGGCGGGCGGCCUUUGAGUAAUUAAAUAACAUCCCUUUGUUUAAAUAUACAUAGUGGUUUGGGAGCGAGCACAGGUAACCUUUUUUUUUCUUUUGGUUUUUACUGUAUGUAUUGGGGCUGAUGUGUACUAUGGUCAUUGCUGCUGCCCAGGAGUGAUGGGAGCUUGAACAGAGGAGUUGUUGUUUUAAUUUAUUUUAAUUUAUUUUUUUGUAUUUGUAUUCACUUUUUGUAUCACACAGCUAUGUUACAAUGCUGACGCCCAUCCCAUACAUUCCUUAUUAAGGGUUAAUAAGUAUGUAGGGCUGGAUAUAAAAAAAAAAACUUCUCUGUCACAUUAGAGAUAUAUUUUCCAGAAGCUCAAGGAAGCAAGGUGAAAGGUUAGUGUAGGACACACCUGAGAGGUUUGUCUUGAAGUGACAGGUGGACUAAACUCUCUCAUGGCCACUGGAGAAACAAAAUAACCUCAAUUUGUUUAAAUAUAUAGGGAUUUGGGAGAGAGUGCAGGUAACCUUUUUUUUUUUUUUUACUGUAUGUAUUGGGGCUGAUGUGUACUCUGGUCGCUGCUGCCGCCCAGGAGUGAUGGGAGUUUGAGCGCAGGACUUUUUUGUAUAGAUAUAAAAUGUUCCAAAGUGUUUUAUUAUUUUAUUUUUUUUUUAUUCAAUGGACCAUGACCAGCCCUCCAUAGAUUUGGAACAGCCAAUUUCAAAUUCGAAAUGCAAAUAAAUGAACCCAAGCUGGAUGUACUUUUUUUUAUUUUAUACCAAUAUUUGUAAUAAUACAAAGAAAAUAAAAGGAAAGGGGGCUACUUAAAGGGAUGGUAUUAAAAAAAGUACUUUAUAUAAGUAGAUAAUAAAAUAUAGUCCAAGUAACUUAACACUAGCCCAAUAUAGUGGAUCCACAGCAGUAGGGAGAGUUCUUGUGGAACGGCAGUUAAAAAGGAUGGUCACGAGUGUAGGCUUGUAGUCCAAUGGAACAUGUGGGGAAGAAACAAAAAGAGACUCCAAUGGUACCGUAUAUAGAUGCACUUAAAUAUUAGGAUUAUAAUAAUAAGGAACUACUCACAAUAUCCAGAGCUAAAAUCCAACUCUGGUGUGGAAUGAUCCCCACUCAAGGAUAUAUGAAGUACUUCCGAUAUUGAAAUGUAUAUGACAGUACGGUAGUCCAACAGCAGAGUGGUCUAACCCAGAAUAAAAGAAAUAAAAUAUAGUGCUCACUGUAUCUUUUUAAAAUAAAAAUAUGAAAUAUACUCACAGUAUAUUGAGCAGGCUCACUGCUCGAUAAAUAGCGUAUGGGUGGUAUAAUCCCCACCUAAGGAUUCUUUGUGCUUCUUUUAAGCGAUGAAAAAUAAUGUAGUCAGGUCAGGAUAUUUAAAAUAAAAUAUAUAGUCAAAGAAAGGAAUAUGGCAACCAAAGUGUAUAUAAAGCCAAAAAAUUCCUUUAUCACAAACCUAAGGUUUCUAGACUCUUUUUGCCUGAACAGGCUUCUUCAAGUAGAAACUAGUAAAAACAGACCUGACACAAAUGAGUUUAUAUAGGAUAAAUUAAUUGCAUUGAGAUUUGAAUAUUCCUGCCAUAAUGACGUCAUCAUAAUCUUAUUAGAAAGUUACAUAAUAAAAAUUCAACUUUGCAACAUGGUUAAAAGUAAGUAAACUAUUAGGGUAUAUUAUAGAAGGUUAUUUUUAAAGGACCACUAUAGGCAUCCAGACCACUUCAGCUCAAUGAAGUUGUCUGGGUGCCAGGUCCCUCUAGGGUUAACCCUGUCUGCUGUAAACAUAGCAGUUUCAGAGAAACUGCUAUGUUUACAUUAGGGUUAAUCCAGCCUCUAGUGGUUGUCUCAUUGACAGCCGCUAGAGGCGCUUCCGUGCUUCUCACUGUGAUUUUUUCUCUAACGGCUCAGCUCCCUGAUCAUCACACAUGCGUCCCACCUAUCAAUGACGCAUGCGUUCCACCCGAGAUUCUCUUUAUACUCUAUUCUAAAGUCUCGUUUUUAUUAAAUAAUAUUAAAGGACCACUAUAGUGCCAGGAAAACUAACUCGUUUUCCUGGCACUAUAGUUUUAAUAGGUCCCCCCCCUACCUAUUAAAACUAUAGUGCCAGGAAAACGAGUUAGUUUUCCUGGCACUAUAGUGGUCCUUUAAUAUUAUUUAAUAAAAACGAGACUUUAGAAUAGAGUAUAAAGAGAAUCUCGGGUGGAACGCAUGCGUCAUUGAUAGGUGGGACGCAUGUGUGAUGAUCAGGGAGCUGAGCCGUUAGAGAGAGAAUCGUUGCGUCACCACGGGGGCGGAACCUCGUGGUGAUAGCGACAAAGAGAUACAUUUGCCGAUAUGCUGUCUAGUCAAAUUGGCAGAACAGACAACACAGGCAAGCAUAUCUCAAACGAGUCACUGGAUCAAGACCCAAAGGAAGUGCAGAGAGUAGACUGAUCUCCUGCACAAUUCGUAAAACGAAGCAUAAACAUAGGACCCAAAGGCACAUACAUUAAAAAAAUUAUGCAAUAACAGAUUUGAUAGACUUGUAGAACAAUAUCUAAAUAGAAAAGGCUUAUACGUAAGAAGAUAUAUGUAGUGCACAAUGAUAUAGGGAUAUGUAUAAAAAACAAUAGAAUAACAUGAAAUAUUGGUGCUAAAGGAUUAAAUGAGACAUUAUAAUAUUUGACAUUUGUGAAUAAUAACAUGCGCGCGCACACACACACAUGAUUGAGUUUUUAAAAUUAAAAUAUAUGGGUAAAAAUUAAUAAAUAGUAAAAAUGAAUAAAAAUGAAAUGUCAGAAAAACACUAGUAGAAUCUAUAAUCAAUAUUAUUAUAAAAAAAUUACAAAGGUCAAAGUCUAGAUUUAGACCUUGUGGGGCAAGAGUCUUUAGAUUAUAUGCCCAUUCCAUUUCUUUGCUCCCUAAAAUCUAUUUUAGAAUUUUUACCGUGUUUUAAAAAAUGUUUUGAUACUGAAUGGUUCUCAUAACCUUUUGUAAUAUUCCGGCAGUGUUCUGCCAGUCUGGUCUUAAGAUUUCUGGUGGUCAUGUCGACAUAUUGGAGCCCGCACGGGCAUUCCAGUAAAUAAUAUAAAUUUUUUGUGUUACAAUUGAUGACUCUUGUUUUUUUUUUUUUUUAUAGAGUGUUUGGUUUUUCUGUGUGAUUGACUUAAAAGAAGUGUUUUUUUAUUUAAUGGUAUUGUCUGUACGUUUCCAGACUACACAUUUGUUGCAUUUUAAAAAACCUUUAGGUUUGGUCAGAAAGGAGGAGGAGCAUAGGGAAGGAGUAGUACAAUUUUGUUUAGUGUAAUUUUUUGUAAGGAUAUAUUUAAAGCUGGGUGCUCCUCUAAAUAUAACGUGGUUUGUCAGGAAUAAUUCCAGCUAGAGUAUCAUCCUGUUUUAAUAUAUGCCAGUGUUUAUUAAUGAUCUUUUUCAUAACAUUACUUUUGUUAUUAAAAUCAAAAAUAAUUGGCAAUGGUGGGGCAUUUUUUGUGUUUUUGUUAUCUCUAUACUCUAAAACAGGCUUCCCCAAAUACUGGCCCUUCAGGUGUUGCUGAACUACAACUCCCAUGAUUCUCAGCCUAUUUCAUUCAUAGAAUCAUGGGAGUUGUAGUUCAGCAACAUCUGGAGGGCCGGAGUUUGGGGAAGCCUGCUCUAAAAGAUCUGGUCUGGUUUUUUUUUUCUCUAAUACUUUUUAUCGUUUGGUUUAAAUUAUUGAUGGGGUAGUUGUUUUUUUUGGGAAAUUUUUUUUUUUUUAUUUAUUUUUUUAAAGGGUAUGUGAUUGUUCCUCAAAAUCCUGAGUGUGAGAGCAGUUCCUUCAAAGACGAAGGAACUGACUCUUUAGUGUUCCAUGGAGCCAGGGUUUGUGGUGGCAGCUGGACAUAUCUCUAACAUUAUUGGUGCGCACAUUUAAAAAAAAAAAAAAAAGUCUUUGUAUUUAUCUGAUUAUUUUGGAUACAAAUUUCCAAAUCUAAAAAAUGAAUGAGUGGCUAUAUUCCCAAGAUAAAACAAUGCCUUUAUUAUUCAGAUUUAAGUAUCAUAAAAACUAGUUAAGAGAGUUUUCAGUGCCCUCCCAGAUUAAAAAAAAAAGAAAAAAAGUCGUCAAUGUAUCUAAAAUAUGUGACCAGGUUUGUCUUCCAGUCAUGCCCGCCUAAAAUGGCCGUGGAUUCCCACUCUGCCAUAAAGAGGUUUGCAUAACUGGGGCAAACCUGGUGUAAUAAUACACCUGUGCUGACACAUCCUUGCGUAUAGCUGUACUAUUGUGAGAGACUCUGUGACCUCUCUGUUCUAUGUUAUAACAAGCUAUUUUUAACUUGUUUGCCAUUCUUAUACAUGGUUUUUGUAUUCCUCUUUCUGCAUUCCAGUCUGUUCCUUGCAGUUUACGUCUAACUUUACAUUUUUACUUUUUGUCCUUUCUCGUGUUUUCUUUUUUGCAGUGUAUGACCCCAGAGCAGAUAAUCAGUCUCGGUGAAGCAUGUGCCCAAAGCAGCAAUACAAGUGCAAGGGUGAAUGCUGUCAGUAUUAUAGGCAUCACAGGAAGUGUCCUGGCAAAAGCAGAGAGUACAGUAGACAUACUGAAGGUAAUAAAGCAGAGCUCUACAAUGAGAGAAAAAAUUUGAAAUGUUUUUUUUUUCUUGUGGGGUGUUACUGGUAUGCAGUGGUUAAUACGCACCAAAAGUGGUGCAUGGAAGGACAACUGCUAAACCGGUGUCGGGGUCAUGGGCGCCCAUGGCUCAUUGAUGCACAUGGGGAGCGAAUGCUAUCCCCUCUGGUACAAUCACACUGAAGAGCUACUGUAGUUCAGAUUACAAAAAAAAAAAAAGUAAUUAUAUGAAGGUGUCAGAACACAGUGCAAUGCAGCUUGCUGUGUAUGGGGCUGCGUAGCCGCAGAUUGGCCAUGAUGACCCCUAUCCUUGGACAAUGUCCUGCUUGGAAACCUUGGGUCCUGGCAUUCAUGUGGAUGUUACUUUGACAUGUGCUACCUACCUAAGAUUGUUGCAGACCACUAUACCCCUUCAUGGAAGUCCUGUGCCCUGAUGGCAGUGGCCUCUUUCAGCAAGAUAAGGCACCCUGCCACACUCGGCCUCCAAAUUCCACUUCAACCAACUGAGCAAAACUGUUGAAUUUGCUAGCUAGAACAACAAAUCCAAUCCAUGGAAGCCACUCCUUGUAACUUGAAGGACUUAAUGGAUCUGCUGCUAAUAUUUUGGUGCCAGAUAAAACAGGACUUGUUCAGAGGUCAUGUGGAGUACGCCUCAACACAUCAGAGCUAUUGUGGUAGCCCAAGGUCAACCCAAUCAAUCUGAGGCAGGGGUUUUAAUGGUUUGUGUGUAAAUGUAUGUGUAACAAUUUAAGCAAAUAUUUGAGCUAAUGAGAGAUUCUAUAAUAAACAUAACAAACAAGGGGGUAAUCCCAAACCGCAAAUAAUAAUUUGAAAGUUUACACACAUGCAUGUUUACAGUGAUAGUACUGGAAUGGAUUAUUCAAAGUACCUGCCGCCUCCUGUUUUUGUGCAUAUUUCAGUACCACUUUCACACACUUCAUAAGAUAAACUGAUCCAUAGAGACCCCUUUUUCUUAAUUCUGUUAUGUGAUCAUUUCUACCUGUUUUUUGGUUCCCCCUUUAGUCUAUUGGAAACUUUCUCCUUGGAGUUGCUACCAAUGACUCCUCUCUGGUUGUGUCGGGUGCUGCACUGGAUGCUAUUUUUGAUGUGUACGCUGAUGGUGAAGUAGCCGAGAAGGCAGCUGUAGAGAUCAAAUUGCUGCAGAACUUAAAGAAAAUUCAACCUUUAUUCAAAACAAAGGUAUGCUUAAUGAAUACAUGUCACAUUAAAAUAUAAAUAAACCUCCUACUUACUCAUUUGCAUGUGUCUUCUUUGUGGAAAUUUGAAAAAACAAACAAGCCAAAACCAACUAAAAAUAGACCAGUACUUGUUUCAAGUUACAGUAACCAUGACCACUAUUUCCAGACUGGUUAUUUCUUCAGCACUUUGCUGUGAUACACUUACUUUUUUGUAAUAUAUAAACUAAUCUGAAACCUGUUCAGUAGCUUUAGGUAUUUUCCACUUGUAGUGAUAUGUAUGCUUUUGUUUUGGGUUUUUUCGGUUAGAUAUUUCCAAACUUUGCAGUUUUAUGGUGGCAUGUAGAAGAUCUUGCCAUGUGUAUUAAUAGAAAAGUGACUAGUCCUAGUUCUCUUAUUCCACAGACGUACAUUUUAAAUAUUCUGUUCUGUUUGUUCACCCAGUCUUUAUUCCUGUCUCCAACAGAUACGAAAAGAAGGCAAAGAAAAAUACAGCAUGGACCAACUGUGUGUCUUGGACAACGUCAGGACAAAUUUGAGGCGCUUCAUACCUUAUUUGGAAAAUGUAGAGAAAAAGUUUAAACCCUGAAAAGUAUGAAAGUUUAACAAAAAUUUAAAAGCCCAUAAAUUUUUCAUAGGGAGAGCUAGAGCAGCAAAAAAAGACAACUAUUUGUAUAAAAUAUAUAAAUAUAUAUUUUUAAAUUUUUUUUUUUUUUUUUAAAUGAACUUGUGUUACAGGUGACUUUUUUUUUUUUUUAAGAUCAGAACAGUGCCCAUCUGAAUCUAGGAUAGUACUCUGAGAACUUCCUGGUUUAUGUGUGUUACCUUUUGAAAGGGAAGCUGCCCUAUCAAACCUCUUGGUUUUAUAUUUGCAUUGUUUCAUCUCUGAAAAGAGUGAUGCGUCCAUCAAGUUAAGUCUCUCACAUUUGUUUUUGCUGUUGAUCCAAAAGAAGGCAAAGAACACAGUCUGAAGUGCUUCCAAUUUUGCAACAAACGAGGAAAAAAUUCCUUCUUGACCCCAGAACUUAGCAGUGUUUGUGGAAUCAGGAGAAACCGAUACCAUUUAUGUUAAAAUUAUUAAAAGGUAGAAAACUUUAAAAAUGCAGGGAUAAUAAUUGCUGCUUUUACCAACUAUACUCUUAAGUGACUCAGAAACCACUGAAAUUUGGUGAGGUUCUUAAUGAAGACUGUAUUUGUAAUUUCGGGCUAUUUGUAGUUAACAAUUUUGAAUGUCCUUGCAAUAUCAAGAUUUUGGGGUUGAUGCAAUAUGAAUUUAAGAUUUAUUGACAAACCUUAUAAGAAUAAAUAUUUUAUUUGGAAAUUUAAAUGAUGUAGAGUGAAUUCAAACUGCUGAAAUAUAGUACAUGAGCUUCCCAUAGUUUUAGAACACUGUAGUCCAACGAAGGUAACUAAUUCUGUGGCGUUAUUCCCCACAGUGAACUGGGAAUGGUACAACGAUCACCUCAGUGCAAUUCAGGUACCAAAAUAUCUGCCUGAGCCCAGUGGGUGUUCCAAUCCUGAGUAGCUGCUGAAAUAACUCUACUCCCUUCACAGUAAAGACACCCCCUUAAACACUACCGUCACUCUAAACCUUAAAGGGACACUAUAGUCACCAGAACAAUUAGAGCUUAUUGAAUUUGUUCUGGUGAGUAGAAACAUUAAAGGACCACUAUAGUGCCAGGAAAACAUACUCGUUUUCCUGGCACUAUAGUGCCCUGAGGGUGCCCCCACCCUCAGGGACCCCCUCCCGC